Molecule: messenger RNA, 969 nt
Organism: Triticum turgidum subsp. durum (durum wheat)
Lineage: Eukaryota; Viridiplantae; Streptophyta; Magnoliopsida; Poales; Poaceae
Source: the annotation of a GenBank genome assembly
AUGGCGACGGGGGCUAGCGGAGGGCAGCCGAGCGUUCUGAGCACAUUGCCCAAGGAUCUGCCGCUAGAUUUUCUGAAGACUAUCACCGAUCAGUUCUCACCAGAGCGUAUACUUGGUACAGGCGCAUUUGGAACGGUUUAUAUGGGGAUUGCGCCAGACGGGCAAAAAAUUGCGGUGAAGAAACUUGCCGAAAAUACACCAAUCGCGCGUGACAAAGUAUUUACUAACGAGGUUCAGAAUAUUAUGGCUCUGCAACUGCAUCAUGAGAAUGUAGUAAAGUUGGUCGGCUACUGCCAUGAAGCCCAAAAGAAAGUGGUGCAAAACAAUGGAAGAUAUAUUGUUGCAGACAUUGUUGAAAGUUUACUCUGCUACGAGUACUUGCCGCAGGGGAACCUUCAGAAGAAUCUUUUUGAGGUAUCCUGUGUAAUGGAUUGGGACACACGCUUCAGAAUCAUCAAGGGGAUCUGCCAAGGUUUAGCCUUCCUACACAGCAUUAACAUUGUCCAUAUGGAUCUUAAACCUGAGAAUAUACUGCUGGAUGAUAAGAUGACCCCGAAAAUUGCGGAUUUCGGUCUCUCAAGGCUCUUUGGUCAAGAACAAACACGGAUGAGAACACAAAAUGUUGUUGGAUCAUAUGGAUACAUAGCUCCAGAAUAUCUAUACAGAGGCGAGAUCUCCACCAAGUCAGACAUAUAUAGUCUUGGCCUAUUAAUCUUGGAGACCACCACAGUUGAGAAAAAUUGUUCCAACAACGAACCAUCUGCGACGCAAUUUAUAAAAAGCGUACAUGAUAACUGGACGGAUGAGCACAUAGUGUCUCAGUGGCCACAUCUUGAUGGGGAUCGCUUUCAGCAGAUAAAAGUAUGCAUCAAAAUUGGACUAGAAUGUGUGGAGAUCGAUCGGCAGAAGAGACCUUCCAUAGAAGAGAUUGUCGAUAGGCUCAACGGAUUAUGGUCAACUGGAAGUUGA